Molecule: messenger RNA, 2353 nt
Organism: [Torrubiella] hemipterigena
Lineage: Eukaryota; Fungi; Ascomycota; Sordariomycetes; Hypocreales; Clavicipitaceae
Source: the annotation of a GenBank genome assembly
GUUGGGACAGACUCGCCAAAUCAGCCUCUCUUUAUUCGCGAAACGGAAUAAUUGAACAAAGACUAUUGCGAACUAAGCCAACAAAACCAUCAGCGCUGCGUCCACAGAGAGCUAAAGCAUGCUUCUUUAACGAUGCAAUAGAGGCCAAAUCUAUAGAGCCGCUGAGCAACUAAAACGGUCAAUCUUACCCUGUUGAUGGUAAAAUGUCCCGUCGUGUUGGUUUGAGUCGGGCUUCGAAGGCCCAGCCACUGCUCAAGAAUAUCGAAGGGCGACAUAAACCGGCCAAGCAGCCAGUGAACGAUGAUGCCCCCCCUCUAUCAACUGAUGAGAGCGCAUCAGAACAAGAAGAAGAUUCUAUUUUUGAUGAAUUAACUACGCGACCCAACGACUUGCUCCCCCGAACCCCUAAAGGGCACAAGACUACUAAGCUGCCCCAGUUGGAACACAGCUCUGAUGAGGAACGGCAGACCAAGAUAUCUAUGAAACGAACUACGUUUAGGAAUACUCGUAGUAGAUCGGCGACGGCAGAAACCACAGACCGAGAUAUUGAGUCCACCACGAAAUGGAAUCUCCCGAAUAGAGAUGAAUUACAUACAAAAUCAAAGCGACUGAGGCUGCCCUCAGAAGACGCCCCAGAGCCGUAUAAAGGGACAUCUCGGCCUGCUCGACCCUCUGCAGCUUCAGGCAAUUUCAAGAAGACCGGAGGCCAUCUUAAAGACGAGCAUGGAUUUGUAAAAGUCAAACAGUCUAAAGCAACUUACGGGAAAAAAGCGUCGAGUAGCCAAGACGCUCCAGCAUCUCCCCCCAAGAAGUUUAAAAAGAUACGAGUACCGAGUCCACUCAACUCACCUCCAAAGAAAAAGGCACGGGCAUUCUCAAUGCCCGACGCCUUAUCGUCCUCGCCGGACGCUGGCCCCCAAUUCAAGAGCAUUGAUGCGAACCUGGACGACGACUUUAGCUCUGAUGAAGAAAAGCUGCGCCUUGCAAAGGCAAACAAAUACAAAGAUGAACCCUCACGGAGAAAAUCAUCGCCUAAGGCCAUAUUCAGACUGCCAACAGACUUCAUAGACGUGCCUAUACGAGACGGUGGCGGCGAGUUUGUCGAUAGAACGCUGUCAGAGUUCGACUCCGAAGAUGACACUCCAGGACUUGCUGCGAAGGAUAAAUAUGCAGCUGAUUUACAAGAAGCAACGUGUCCAUGGUGUGGCGAAGAGGUGGACAGGCAGCUCUUGGACGAUUUCUCAAAGGGGAGACAACAUCUGACAGUAAAUAUGCAGACAACGUUCUGCCGAAAGCAUAAAAGGCAUACUGCCGAAUCUGUCUAUAAGCAAAAAGGCUAUCCGAAGGUAGACUGGAAGAAUAUUGAGAAUCGUUUUGGAAGAUUCAGGUCAGACUUGCUUGGAAUUAUUGACGGCUCGCCUUCAUACUUCCGCCGUGCGCACGAGCAGUCAAUCAACGCUGGAAAAAGGCGAAUGAUGAAAGAAGAUGAUAACAUGAACCCUGGGUACUAUGGACCUCGUGGGUUGACCGCCAUGAGUGACUACCUGGUUCGAGAAUUUAGCACUGAACUAAAGGCCAGGGUGCUAAAGGAUGAAGUUAUUGCAGCUAGAGGUUCUGCAGCAUUUAUCCAAUGCGUCCUUGUUGGCGAACUAGGCAUACGUUUGAUAAUGGAAGACUUGGAUGUAGGUGAAGACGACGCAAUAGAAGUCUUGGAAGACAGUAAAACCAUUGGCAUCAUGGUUCAUGACGAUAUUUAUACGACAUAGGCGCAGUUGAUAUGGGGGCGGUGCAUAGUAAUCAAAUAUGAAGAGUAUAUUGAUCAUGUAAACCAGUAUAAUCUGCGACUUUAAUGCUGCAGAAGCAACGCAAUAGCCUCAUAAGGCUGUAAAUCGAUUUUUCCAGAGUUAACAUCGGCCUUGGUCUUACCAUUUGGUGACAAAAUGACUUCGACGGCAUUUCCAGCCCACUCCCAAGAAACACUGUCGCCUGAGAAGUUGGCCACAACGAGACCAGACUGACCACUAGCGGCCUUGCGGAUAUAGGCAAACACUUUAUCGUUUCCUUCAUCCAAUAAAGCAAAGUCUCCGUAAACGAAUACGUCUUUCAACAAUUUGCGUUUUUCAAGGACUUGGCGCCAAAUAUGGUAUACAGAGUUGGGGUUUGUGACUUGAGAUGCAGCGUUUAUCUCGGCAAAGUUGUUGUUAACCCGCAUCCAUGGCUUAGGACCAUCAGUGAAACCUGCAUGAGCAGAGCGAUCCCAUUGCAUGGGUGUUCGAGCAUUAUCUCUUGACUUCUUCUGGUAUUCGAUUCUGAAGGCGGCCUUGGUAGUUUCAUCCUUGCCUUGUUGGAGUCU